Colletotrichum karsti is the source of this 1194-nucleotide messenger RNA. Its product is annotated as tRNA (uridine-2 -o-)-methyltransferase trm7. The transcript has 2 exons. NCBI's taxonomy places the organism in Eukaryota, Fungi, Ascomycota, Sordariomycetes, Glomerellales, Glomerellaceae. Bases 1 to 1194 code for a protein of 397 amino acids. Gene Ontology annotation, molecular function: tRNA methyltransferase activity. Gene Ontology annotation, biological process: tRNA methylation; cytoplasmic translation. The record is from RefSeq and is a predicted model, not a curated record. Gene Ontology annotation, cellular component: cytoplasm.
AUGGGAAAAUCUUCAAAGGAUAAGCGCGAUGCUUACUACCGUCUUGCCAAGGAGCAGGGUUGGCGUGCACGCAGCGCCUUUAAGCUGCUGCAGCUGGAUGAAGAGUUUGACCUGUUUGCCAACGUGACGAGAGUCGUGGACCUCUGUGCCGCCCCUGGAAGUUGGUCUCAAGUCUUGUCUCGUGUCCUGAUCAAAGGAGAGAAGUUCGGACGUUCAGCAUGGCAAGAUCGCGAGGCCAAGUUCCGCCAGGAGAUGCUCGGCGUCUUCCCCGCUGCCCCUGAGUCUGAGGCGUCCGUGAAGUCCGAGGAGUCCCAAGACCCCCAACCUCGCAAGGAUGUCAAGAUCGUCUCCAUCGACUUGCAGCCCAUCAGCCCUCUCCCGGGCAUCAUCACCCUGCGUGCCGACAUCACCCACCCCGCCACCGUCCCCUUGUUACUCAAGGCUCUUGAUUCCGACUACGACGCCAACUCCAGGAGCAAGCAAGCGACCAGUCCCGUCGAUCUGGUCAUUAGCGACGGUGCCCCCGACGUCACCGGUCUCCACGAUCUCGACAUCUACGUCCAAUCUCAGCUGCUUUUCGCCGCUCUCAACCUUGCUCUCUGCGUGCUGAAGCCCGGUGGCAAGUUCGUCGCCAAGAUCUUCCGCGGCCGCAACGUCGACCUUCUCUACGCUCAGCUCAAGAUCUUCUUCGAGACCGUCAUCGUCGCCAAGCCGAGGUCCUCCCGCGCGAGCAGUGUCGAAGCCUUCAUCGUCUGCAUCAACUUCCAGCCCCCCGCCGGAUUCCAGGCCAGCCUGGAGAACCCGCUCGGCGUCGGACACAAGCUGCCCGAGAUGGUCGAGGAGAGGAGAGCCCAGUUGCCAGUCGUCGCUGAAGCGCUCAUGCAGAACCCUGCCACCGGCACUUGGGACACCGCUCCUACCGCAUCCACCCACGGUGCUGACGGGGUAGUCGAGGUCGAGGCCUAUGACGAGACAGACGAGACAACCGACCACGAGAAGCACAUCAGGUGGAUCGCACCUUUCAUCGCGUGCGGUGACCUUUCUGCAUUCGACUCAGAUGCUUCCUACCGACUGCCUGAAGACCACGUAUCUCUCGACCCCGUCCAGCCGCCAACAGCACCCCCCUACAAGCGCGCCAUCGAGCUCCGAAAGGCUGCAGGCGGGGCGUAUGGCAAGACCUCCGUCAAGGUAUAA